Molecule: messenger RNA, 1172 nt
Organism: Drosophila rhopaloa
Lineage: Eukaryota; Metazoa; Arthropoda; Insecta; Diptera; Drosophilidae
Product: RNA/RNP complex-1-interacting phosphatase
Exons: 7
Coding region: 110-1084 (324 amino acids)
Biological process (GO): protein dephosphorylation
Molecular function (GO): protein tyrosine/serine/threonine phosphatase activity; polynucleotide 5'-phosphatase activity
Source: RefSeq, a predicted model, not a curated record
UCUAAGGCAUAUGGUUUCUUUGCAUAAUCUGACAACCCUCCAAAAAUAUUUAUUAUUACAAGUAAAUUCCCGUUUUGUAACUAAAUUCAGUGACUAAUCAGACUAAAGAAUGGCAAAAGCAAUACCAGAUAGAUGGUUGGAUUACACGCCGAUCGGGAAGCGUAUUCCUGGUACUCGAUUCAUAGCAUUCAAGGUGCCCUUGCAUAAGCAUGUCAACGCCAGAGUGCAGGAGAAUCUUCGCCUGGCGCCCGAAUCCCUGCUGGAGUCCAUCCCCGAUCUGGGCCUCAUCAUCGACUUGACCAACACAAACCGAUACUAUCAUCCCAGUGCUUUGACCAACCGCGAUGUGCGCCACCAGAAGCUGAUGAUCCCCGGAAAACAGACACCUCCAAGGGCAUUGGCAGAGCGAUUCUGCGGUUUUGUUGCCGAUUUCCUUGAAAGCAAUGCAGAUAAUGACAAAUUGAUUGGAGUUCACUGCACGCAUGGUGUGAAUCGAACCGGAUACUUGAUCUGCUACUUUAUGAUCUCCGUUAUGAAGAAGUCCCCCGAGGAGGCGAUAAACAACUUUUCUGCGGCACGUGGACAUGAAAUCGAGCGCGAGAAUUACUUAAGCUCCUUGAAGACACUUUCGAAUCGAAACGAUAAUCAGGGGCGCUCUCGUUCAAAUCAGUCAAGGUUAGAGUAUAACAGCAAAUACACUAACGUCAGAAACCAGCCCAGAAAAGAAUAUGGAAAUUAUCGGCAGCAAAAUUACCAACGAGGUGGAGGGUAUUAUCACACAUCCCAUACAUACAAAGACCAACCCAAUAGAAAUUCCUAUCAAAAUAAUUGGCGCAGUGACAUACCGAAAAAAUUAUCCGAGGAUCGCUACCAUUCAAAAGGCAACCGUUGGAACCAUCAGGAUCAUCAGAACUACAACAAAAAUAGCAGAGGUUACAGCUCAGAUUGGCGGAGAUCUAGCCAAGUUUAUUCAAGAGAAGAUGAUAAUCAAAAAAAUGACUGGUCUUCUUUCGGCAAAUAUCGCCAGGAUCGAGAAUAUCGGCAGGCCAGCAGACGCCACUACUAUGCUGAUGAUGCGGAGUAGUUGUCUUUAGUUUCACCUGAUAUUUGAUAUUUUUAUUUUGUAAAAACAUCCUGAACUAGAUUUAAAUAAAUUUCCAAUGGCGUGUUAA